AUGGCAAACUGCAAGAUCAAGGAAGAAUUCAAUUCGGCACAUGCCGCUGAAUUGAAUGAACCAGGAACAUUCGAUCAAACUGUCAACUGUGAAUCAAACAUGCUCCCCAACACAGCUCCAGAUCUGCUUGUCAAUGCCGAUCUUGGACAAGAACAACUUUCCAACCGAGAGGUCAACAAACCAUUGUGGCAAAAUUGCGAGGAUCUCGAGCGGCUUCAACAAAUUGAGGUGAAAGAAAGAGCUGUUGAUGAUAGCUUAGCCUGUAUGGAUCGUAUUGAAAAGAUUCUUCAUAGCACUACUGGUAUCAAAAGCCUUGCUAGGCACAUCGCAGCAAUUGAGAAGAUCAGAGAGAAUCACAAGAAAUGCAGAUUACUCGUUGGAUUUUUAGGGGUGUCCGGUGCCGGCAAAUCAUCUCUCAUCAACGUCUUACUAGAGCACGAAGAUUUACUCCCAGCAGAUGAUGAAAAAGCUUGCACCGCCAGCGUGGUCGAAAUUUCAUUCAAUGCAGAAUUAGAGUAUGAGGCUGUCGUGGAACGCAUCGACAAAGAAGACUGGCAAAGUGAGUUGAAUCAACUUUUUAAAGAUCUGGAUGACCGAGAAAAAGUUGCCACUUGCGAAGACGAAGAACCAGAUCUCGAGCGAGAAUAUCGAAUCAAGACAGCAUUUUCGAAAAUCAAGUGUGUAUAUCCAGAGAUCAAGAAUCCAAAGGACUUGCAAGACUACACUGCGAAAGGUCUCUUAUCUCACCCCAACGUCAAAGGUAUUCUAGGGAAGGACCACCAAAUAAUUCACAAAAACAGAGAUAAGUUUGCAGCAGAAAUCAGGCCAUUUAUUGCCAGCGGUGCUACGAAUGGUGGACUUGGUAAAACUUAUGCGCAAUGGCCAUUAGUGAAGCUUGUACGCCUGCGAAUCCCCGCACCACUCCUCGAGCAUGGCUUAGUACUUGUGGAUCUGCCUGGAUCUGCCGACUCGAAUGUAGCACGAGGUAUCAUCGCUGAAAAAUACCAAAAGAAUCUUAAAGUCACUUGUGUUGUGGCACCUGCAACAAGAGCAGCAACAGACAAACCGGCUCAAGAUCUGCUGGGGAAAGCUCUACAGCUAAGUUUGCAGCUCGAUAAUCGCUUUUCUACCGAGAACUUGUGCUUUAUCGUUACCAAAACCGACGCUUCGAUAAACGUCAAACGUUAUCUUCAGCAAAAUCCUGAUGUUGAAGCGGCCAUUGCGGGCGAGCUCCAGUUACACAAAGAUUAUUCCGAAAAUCUGAACACAUGGAAGAUAUAUUUUGGCGAAGCACAAGCAACAUCAAGGUCUGAGACAGAACUAGGAAAGUCGCUCCGUAAAGAGCAUAAGCAAGCCUCACGGGCGUUGGGUGCUCUGCGAGGAAAAUCUUCAAAGAAACGCAAGCGCAAUGAUGAAGCCGAAGCAUCAGCUGUAACCUUACACGGGGUACCGGGGAAACCAGAAGAACAAGCUAUGCGAAACAAUCUGAUGGAGUUGGAGGCAAGAAUAGCUGCACAUGAGAAGCAGGCCGCUAGAACUGCCAGAUUUCUUGUGAAGUCGAAUGAGCAUAUAGAAACACUCCAAUAUAACCUCGAAGUUUUAGAAAGCAGACAGAAAGGAGCUUGCAUCAACAAGCGUAACGAAACAUCGACGUUUGAGCUCAGGCAAGACUUCGAAUCUGUCCCUAAUCCGCUUUCGCCGGCUGCUGGUAGUUUGCUUCAAGUAUUUUGCGUGUCUUCCACCGCACACUCACUGUGGCGUACCAGCUCGGAUCUUGUCCCAGGAUUUCCCAAGAGGAGCGAUACGGGGAUCAGUAAACUUCGCCGAUGGAUGACAAAGACAACACUAGACACCCGCAAUGACAAUGCAGUGGCUUUCUUGGAAAGCUUCAAGCAUUUUCAGAUCUCUAUGGGACCUUGGCUAUCGGACAGUUCAAUCGAUUCGAAACUGAAUGGAGCUGAGAAAGAAGCCAUAUGCAGAGACUUUGAGUCAGCCUUACAGGAUUUGAUCAAGCAUUUCCAAAUUGUUUUACAAGAUCUUAUCGACUCAUGCGAGGAGCUGAUUGCUGGUGAUUUCUCUGACGCUAUGGAAGAGAUUGAGCGCAAGGGAGUAUCAACUGUUCAACUCACCGUCAAUAGAUGGGCACAGAAGCCUGUCCACUGGGCAAGCCAUAGAGCGUGCAAUCGCGCACUGGGAACUUGGACUACUAGUGGGGGUCUGCAACUCAGCUGGUGCGACGAUCUAGUUGGGAUUUAUCUUGAACCUUUGACAAAUCAAUGGUUGAAAACAAUUCAUAAAGCAAUUCCCGCACUGAAAGGGGGUUACGAUAGUAAAGUCGCCGAAUGCAUUGAAUCGUUUGUUACUGCCCUUCAACAACGAAUUCUUGUUCCUUAUCCUCAGCUGUAUGAUGCUUUUCAAGACUUGAAGGAGAGCACGCUGAGAACGCCAGCCGCUCUUGAGAAGAACAGUGCGAGAAUAUUCGCUGAAACAAUACAAGAAGGUGCUCGGGAAGCUCAUCGUAAAGUCAAACCUGUUGUCAGAACAGUUUGGGAUAAUACAUUCGUUCUGUGCGGUGAGCAAUAUGGAAGAGGUCAUUUCAAACGGAAUAUAGAUACUCAUAACGAGCAUGCGAAACAAUCAAGCGACCGUAUGCUUAAAAAGUGUAGCUUGGCAAUCAGAGAAGAUUUAUCUCAAGUCUGGGCUUCUCUUCCCGACGAGUUUGCCAAAGGUACAGACCCAGUGAUUGAACAGGCGCGGGCGGAGUUCGAAGAACUUACGCUCAACUGCACUAAAGAAGAAUGCAAGAGCGAAGAGGAGCGGCUCAGAAGCCAUCUGGAGGUAGAAGUAAAACGGAAUGUUAGGAGGUGUUUUGAAGAGCUCAUGAUUGCUUGGGAAGCACCACUUGAUGGUCCAGAGGAAGAGGAAGACGAAGUCGAGCUGAUACCUCGGCAAUACGAAAUGCCCGACGACCCGACUAAAAUCGAUGACACUAGUGACGAGGACUACUCUGACGGUAGCGGUGUUGGGGACGACAGUGAUGGCUAA
Glarea lozoyensis ATCC 20868 is the source of this 3045-nucleotide messenger RNA. RefSeq names its product P-loop containing nucleoside triphosphate hydrolase. Lineage: Eukaryota; Fungi; Ascomycota; Leotiomycetes; Helotiales; Helotiaceae. Bases 1 to 3045 code for a protein of 1014 amino acids. The transcript is spliced from 7 exons. The record is from RefSeq and is a predicted model, not a curated record.